AUGUCCGAACAUCACAACGAGGCGCCACCGCCGUCGUAUCCACCGCCCGAAACGCGUCAUCCCGAUGGCGUCGUGCGGCUCCCGAUUGAUUUUCACUCGCGCACGGCCCUCUCGCGCGUGUUCGAAAACACAUGCUGGAAAGCGGAGAGUUUGUUGGCGUUCGCGCCCGCCUCGGAGUCGCAAACGAAGAUGCGCUCGAGCGUGGACGUGGCGCCGUCGUUGGAGAGCAAGGGUGUGAGUCAGGAGGAGUUUGAUGAAUUUUUGCGCGACGUGAAACGCGCGUAUGCCGACGCCGCGCCGGUGAUUUCCACCUUUUGCGCGUUGAUGUCGGUAUUCACGGUGGUUUUGGCGCCGUUUUGUUGCGCAUACCUGUGCUGCUGCAUGGGAAGCGCGACGAAGGCGGAGGAACAGUUGACGCGGCGUUUGGACGCCAUCGCGCAAGAGACGACGACGAAGUGGAGGCGUUUCGGCGUGCGCGUGUCUAUUGAUCACGACGUGGAGUACAAGCGACCAUUUAUAGCCGCCGAGGACGCGCUGAUAGGAUUUCGAUCUUUGCCACUGCGAUCGAGCGCGUGGAAAGGGAGCGUGAUCGUGUUCGCGCCAGACGCGUGA
Messenger RNA from Ostreococcus tauri, 612 nucleotides. RefSeq names its product unnamed product. Lineage: Eukaryota; Viridiplantae; Chlorophyta; Mamiellophyceae; Mamiellales; Bathycoccaceae. The transcript has a single exon. The coding region runs from base 1 to 612 and encodes 203 amino acids. The record is from RefSeq and is a predicted model, not a curated record.